Gloeophyllum trabeum ATCC 11539 is the source of this 666-nucleotide messenger RNA. Its product is annotated as SET domain-containing protein. Gene Ontology annotation, molecular function: protein binding; histone H4K20 methyltransferase activity. The transcript has 6 exons. Gene Ontology annotation, cellular component: nucleus. The record is from RefSeq and is a predicted model, not a curated record. The annotation marks the transcript as partial. NCBI's taxonomy places the organism in Eukaryota, Fungi, Basidiomycota, Agaricomycetes, Gloeophyllales, Gloeophyllaceae.
AUGGACCCGACGAGGAGACUCCCGAAGGCGAAACCAGACACCCUCAUGGAAAUAGUCAGACGCUUCGUCACGUCCAAGCUUGCAGCGCACGCAGCUAUCCGCGUCGCGGUCGAUGACCUCCUGAGCCUCACGCCCGUGCGUUACUAUCUCAAAGGCUACACCCAGAAGCAAAUCAAUGCUUUCGCGACACACGCGUCUCGGUAUUUCGAACUCUACCAUCCAUCCGGCUCGAUUGAGAUCGCGCAUACAUCGCGUUAUUCGCACCACACUGGCAAGUCCGAGCUAUGUAUCCUCGCCACACGACCUCUUGCUCCGGGAACAGUCAUCUCUGAACUCAAAGGUUCUAUGGCGGAUCUCACUGAGGAAGAGGACCGGGAGCUGAAGCGCACAGACCGGCGGCAUACCGAUGGUAUCCGGAGGGAUUUCAGUGUCAUCCAUUCCAAACAGAUGAAAAAGAACCAUUUAUUCCUGGGGCCUGCCCGAUUUGUCAACCACGAUUGCGACAAUAACUGCGAGUUGUUCCGGGAAGGGAAAUAUAUCACGUUCCGGGUACUCAAGCCUAUCGGGGUGGGUGAGGAAGUCACUGCUCAUUAUGGUUACGGUUACUUCGGGCGCAAGAAUCGCCACUGUCUCUGUGAGACCUGCGAAAAGCUCGGCAGAGGCGGA